AUGUCGUCCUCAAUGUCCGAUUCUUCGAUCCGCAACCGAAGCGACUCCACCGAAGGUUCUGAGCUGCCUGAGCAUGAGCACAAGCGCCCAAGGCUGAGUGAUACUAAGCCUGAUGGGACGCAUGUCAUGUCGGAUUUACACCAAGACAACUCCAACCCCGCACUUUCUGUGCCAGUCGUCCUUGCAACCGGUGAUGAGGAAAGAGCCCUCGUCAAGACACCGCCGCUGCCUCCCAGAAAUGUAGCCCCUCCCGCCAUCAUAUCCCCCACCAGCAAGGUGACCAUCAACACCCGCCCGUUGUCCUCUCAAUCAGUCACCCAACCAACCACCGAGGCCGAAGGAGCGGGAAUGCCAGCCAGUCUCUCACUUUCCGAAACCUCCACUGUUGGCGGCGACUCAAAGGGAGACGUCAAUGCGGCUCUUGCCCCUCCACACCAUCAGCCCGAGUCGGCGGAGAUCAUCUCGAUAUCGUCCUCCCCGAGCAAGAGUCCUGAAAUCGAGAUUGCUGAGCCCGAAGACUUUGACCAAGAUCCAAACCAGACAAGGUGGACUGGUCGUAUCAGCGGUGGAAGCCCCUCUGCAUCUGUCCUGAAGUCGGUUCCACCCGGUUAUGUGAAUCGUACAUUUCCUUUUUCCCAAGAAUGGGCACCAGGGAGCACUCAUAGAGUCAUUGCCCGCAUAGCGGAAAACUUCCAACACGCUGGUGGCCAAAAUGGCGCGAUAUUCCGUCAGGUCAAGGACUGGAUGAUCGAAUUUGUCUCCGACUGCGACGAAUUUUCCAUGACACUGCUUGAAGAAGAAAAGGACUUCUGGCAGCGACUCCCAGAUCUCAUCGAAGGCCUGCUACGCCGAGAGGCAGGCCCGCCUCCUGGAGCUCGGACCGAAGACCUCGUCGACUUCUUCGUUGCCUUCGCUCAAAUUGCCAAGCUUCUAAUUGACUUCGAUACCCAAAGACUACGUGUGCUCCGCGAGGAUCCAGGAUUCGGGGAUUUGAAGUCCUUCAACUUGUUGUGUGCUAACUACCUACAACCUCUGACAUGGAUUCUCUCCGUCCGCAUUCCCUUCUACGAUGCGUUGUGCCGUGCGCACAGUUUCGAUCGGACGCACUUCUACACACUCGUCAUCGAUCGCCUUGGAGACCCAUCCACAGUGUCCAUAUUGCCUUCCAUCGCUGCCCUGCUCUCCGAAAUGUGCGCUCUCAUGACCAAGCGAGCCGAUUUAUUUCGACCUUUUCACAAUCUGCUCCAGGUGACCAAUUGCAUCAUGGCUCCCAUCACCAACACGUACAGUACGGAGACCAACUUUGUCUCUGCGGCAUUCUCGCAACUUGACCACAUCCGCAACGGCGCUGCAGAAAUCAUUUUGCAAGCAGACAAUGCCAUUCAACAAGCCAUCGUGAAGCAAGCGGCAUGGCUCAAUCUAGAGACGGCGGGGAAAAUCAUUGAUCUUCUCAAUCCAAUGGUGUCGACAAUUGCGGUCGAGAUUCCGCAGAUUGGCAAGGACAUCAUAUCUUCUGCUGGAGUUGGCUUCGCUGAUUCAGAUCUCACUGACCUUCCCAGCACAAUGCCAUACGCCUGGAAGUUCAAGACACUUCGCAAAUUCAUCACCAAUGGCCGGAUGGAACUUCGAGUUUCUGGCGUCGACAGCAUGUCAACUGAUCUAGUUCAAGUGUUCAAAGAGCAUAUCAGUGGCCAGGCGCAGCCUGCAAUGUCUCACCCGUUGGUGAGGUUCUUAGUCAAAUUUAUCAAGGAGAACCAAUUGGUGGACUAUAUUGUCGGCGUCGACUCUCACCCACAAUUGAUACGUCGAGCCCAUAAUGUGGUCGGUUUCCUCUGCGUCUCUGGGACUUACACAGACGCCGACACAGACAAUAUCUGGAAAACCAUCGUGGAGAGCCAAGACCCACGGACUGCUCACGAGGUUUUCAAUCUCCUUCAAAUGUGCUUCACUGUAUACGAUCUUCAUGCUCUUUACUACAUAUGCCAAAAGCUGUCUGACUACCCCAUCCAGCGCUUCGAUUUGCACGUCUUGCAGUUCACUGCACUUCUAUUUGAUAAUCUCAGAACGAAGACCGGCAUAUCACCUCUGCAUCUCACAUUGGCCACGGAUCCAAUAACCCGGAAGCUAUGCAUACGAUUGCUGCGAGAGGCCUCGAUGGAGGAGAAUGCGUCUCUCGAACAGGCACCGCUGAUACGGCGCGACUUUGCACAGCAUCUGACUAAUGUUCUGUCUCUGGGUCGAGCGGAACUUACUUAUGCAACGAUUGACGAGGAAGAGCGGAAUCAGAUCAUGUCCGAGGCUGCCUCAAACCUUGAAGCCCAUAGCGAAUAUGCCUCUGGUGAUCUCCAGGUCUUGAACUGCUUGUUACCAAUGUUGGGAAGAGACGGAGUCGCCGAAGCCACCGAAAAGUUCGACCUGCUGGCACUGCUCAUUGCCGACUUCGCAUAUUUACGGGACCAAUUCGAUCUGAUGGUGGCACACGGUGUUCCUGUCAAAUCGAUCGAGACAAUGUAUGAGGUGCGAUCCGCGUGCCUAUAUUACUUCAUUCUCUAUGUAGCCGAGGUCUUCACCCCAGAUCUCGUGCAGGUCCUUUGGACGUCCUUCUAUUCGUUCUCCCGACUCCCUACUUCCGUUAGGGCUCGAGCGUGGGAGACCCUGACCCAUGCAGUGAGAAUCAAGCAGAAUAAGGACGAGAAUAUCCUCCUGGACUUGAUCAUCGAGAAACACUUACCGACUCUGGUUCCUCAAGACUACAAUGAACAAGUCCUAGAGUUCAUCAGGGUGUCGAUUUUGUACACUAUCAGACGCACCACGGAAAGUAUCUCUGACACUGAAGACGUCAUUGUAGUACCUGGGAUCGAGAGAAUGUGGAAGGUCAUGUUGGAUGCGCCUCCCAACACUGUCGAGAAUCAAGCGACCGAUUUCAUCAUUCGGACAUACUUGGAUAACAACCUUGUCACCCGAAGGUCGAAAGAAGUGAUAGACGCGACUCAUGCUUCUCUCGUGGACCGCUCCGUGCAACAGGUUAUGGCAUCUGCAUCCAAGCUCAAGUCAUACACAGAUGGUACCAUGAGCGGCGAGGAUGAGCCCAUGGUAAUUAUUGCCUCUGAGGACGAAAUCCGCGCCGAGGAACUGCGUUUUGAUCGGUCUUUACUAUUCCUUCGGAAAUUUCUUGAGGGCAUGAAACUACGACCACGGUACAGUCCAGUUCCCGACCAGCAGAUUCAGGGACUGGCAGAAUUUCCGGGCAAGAGAGGGGAAAUUGUAGAACUCAAGAUUCAGAUCAUGGCAAGCAAGUACUUCACUGAAAAAGUCCAAAAUAUUACCAUCGGGUCCGAGAACACUUGCGACGAGUUGCACAGAUAUCUUUGUGAAGCGAGUGGCUUCAGUCAGUUCUCGGUGUUCAACAUGGGGCAAAAGGUUUUGCUUGCAGAACAAUCGACAACCAUCGCAGAGUCCAAGGUAGCCUCCGGCCUCCUGAUUGUUCAAAAACAAUUGAACACGCCGGAGAGUCCACCAACCCGGGCCACUCGCGCGACCUCGCCGGUUGACAACAAAAUUAUGCACCACUUUGAUGACCUUUACGAGCUGCUUGAUGCUGACGAGCGCCUGUCAAGAGAGGUGUACACGUUCCUCAGCCUCUUCUCCGCGCAAACAGAACUGGUCCGAGUCGUACGAUCCAGGGACAGGUCGCCACUGGAGCUUCUGCCUCCAGGAAAGCCUUUCAGACUCUUGUAUUGCGCUAGGGCUUUGCGGUCUUGCAUUGAGGAUGAGUCGUUCAGCUCGAACCCGGAUUCCCAGUUCCUUAUCUACAGCAUUCGCACCAUCGUGCAAGUGCUGCCCAAACUGGAUUUGAAUGAUCCAUCAGAUGGGCUCCAGAUGUCGAUUGCACACAGCUUGAUAGAAGCACUUCUCCUAGCGUUCCGAGCCAAGGUCUCACCAGAAACAUCGAGCGAAUAUGUUGUGGAUCAUCAAGAAUUCGCAUUGCAAACUUCGAGGUUGCUACGUUUUGCGCUAGGGAGCCAGAACACCAAUGUGGACGAAGUUUCAUCCUCAGCUAUGGUGAAACUAGUCUUGGAAACUUUCAUCGAAGCGUGUCUGCACGAUGAGCGAGUUUGGACCUAUGUGGAUGCUGAAGCUGGCUUCGAGGAUCUGAUCGUCACUGCUUUCGUUGAAGAUCCCCGUGUCGAUGUGCGGCAUUCACUUCUCGAGGUUGUGGUUGGUUUGACUGGUGCUGUGGGAGCAAAGUUGUACCUCAAAAUCAACAAUCCAAGAGCACCGCGAUCGCGCUUUCCAGCAGCUUCCAUCGAAACUUGUCUCUCUCAUUUGUGGACCGCUCUAGCAGACAUCCUGCCCCACGCCUGUUUGCAGCAUGAGCGGUGCGCCGAAGUCUGCGAGACAAUGCUAGCUAUCCUGAGGAGGAUAGGCAAGUCUUUUCCUAUCGAAAGUAUCAAACAAUACUUUGACCAGUGGAUCUCCAUCCUCCUGAAGCACGAGCAUGUCGAGGUCGUUGGUCAACCCCUCAAGGAUCACGUCGUUGCCUGUCUUACCAAGCUGCUCCUCGAAAGCUGCAAGCUUCUAAAGACAUCAAAUGCUCUUCCUCCUGGCAAUCAGACCAUCGAACAGAUCAUAACCUUGUUCCUGUUCCCACCCCUCUCCGAAGGUGGUGCUGGGAUAGAUGAGAGCUCGAGAUUGCCGGUCCUGGACAGUUCCGUGCGUGAAAGCCUAUACAGCCUCAUUCUUGCCCUGUGUCAAGGCACUCGGGAGCUCGCAACAGUUGUCACCAAGCUGGGGGAUGAUUUGCUACCUCCAGACUUUUUUGAACCAAUGUAUACACACGAUCGGCAGAACCUGCGCACAGAUGUCGGCUACGCUGGACUACGAAAUCUUUCGAACACUUGCUACCUCAACUCGUUAUUUUCCCAACUCUUCAUGAACGUGCAAUUCCGGGAGUUCUUUUUGAACAUGCUGGGCACAAACGAAUCGAAACAGAAGCUCGUCCUCGAACUCGCAAAGGUCUUUGCGUAUAUGCAAAAUUCCUACGAAAAGUCGAUUGAUCCCUCGAUGGCGGUUGAGGCAAUCACGACCUAUGAAGGCGAGCAGAUUGAUGUGUCGGUGCAGAUGGAUGUUGAUGAAUUUUUCAACUUGCUCUUUGAUCGCCUCGAGGGUGAGAUUGAUUCUUCUGCCCGAGCCGCAUUCAGGUCGAUGUACGGCGGACAAUUGGUUCAGCAAAUCAAGUCGAAGGAGUGCGACCACAUUUCAGAACGCCUGGAGCCUUUUUCUGCCGUUCAGGUCGAGAUCAAAGGCAAAGCACGCCUAGAAGACAGCCUUCGUGCCUAUGUCGAGGGAGAAGUUCUUCAAGGCGAAAACAAAUAUUCUUGUACUUCAUGUGGACGUCACGUAGACGCUGUUAAGCGAGCCUGCCUGAAAGACGUGCCGGACAAUUUGAUAUUCAACCUCAAGCGGUUCGACUACGACAUUAUGACUGGGAUGCGGACAAAGGUCAACGACGAAUUCCAGUUUCCCGACACGCUUGAUAUCGCACCCUAUACUCUCUCAAGGCUCAGUGAUGAGCAGCAAUCGGGAGAGCCAGACUAUUUCCAGCUUACUGGUGUCAUUGUCCACUCCGGUACUGCAGACUCUGGUCAUUACUAUUCGUUUAUCCGUCAGCGACCGUCGGCAAAACCUGUCCACGAGUCGUGGGUCCAGUUCAAUGACCAAGACGUCGGCGUCUUCGACACCAAUCAAAUGCGUGACAACUGCUUCGGAGGCACUUCAGAAGCUGGGUUUUAUCAUCUUCCCAAAUUUUACAGCGCUUACAUGCUGUUCUACCAGAGGACAUCAAGCAUUCGCAAGGUCGAGGAGCAAUAUCAUUGCCAUGACACAAUCAAUCCUGUGCGCAUCCCGCUAUCCCAUUCACUGGAGCAGCACAUAGCUCAACAGAAUGAGCUUUUCUUGCGUUCUUACUGCGCGCAAGAUUCUUCACAUGCGCAAUUCAUUCAGAAGCUACUCGAACGCAUCCCACAGAGCAUGGACAGAUGCAGCAAGGAUCACACCCUCGAAUCCGCCGUGAUCGAGAUGGUCCUGGACUAUGUGCGCUCAGUAUCCUCUCGAUGCAAGGAACAGCCAUUCUUUGAAGAGACUAUUGCUGGUCUUCUCACUUGCACGCAGCAGUGCCGAGAGUGCAACAGAACAAUAGCUCACUGGUUUCACAACCCUCGAGUUCUUGAAGAUGUUGUUGUCCGUAGCCCCUACCAGGCGGUCCGCAAGUCGUUUGCCAACCUAUUCUGUGUCACCUUUACUCGACUCCGCGCGCUGAAGAUCGAACUAGCAUCGGGUCCGGCAUUCGAUAAGUUGGCGAAGGAGUACCAGGGGUGGCUUCAGCCCUGUAUCGGCCAUUUAUCUCGAUUGUGGGACGUGGUAGCCAAAACAGGCCGUUGCUGGGCGGACUACUUUGGUCUCUUGUACAGCAUACAUCGGUUGGGUGACGAGGAAACCAUAUGGGUUCUCGAACAGAACUACCUGGAAAAAUGUGUCGACAUCAUCAUGAUGCACCUGAAUAAUUCAGUCGAGUUCCCAGUGUCCAAGAAGCUCAAGACCCGAUACCCUACGUAUUUGAGUGCGCGAGAGAGGAAUCGGCCAUUCAACCAUCCGGUGCUAGUCCGCCUCUUUGUCGGCCUAAUCCUGAGAAUCGACUUCCACCUACCUGUACACAGAGACUAUCGCCAUUAUGACAAGAAGAUCGGCUUGACCAUUGACGAGGUGGAACUUCUCGGGUUCAACAAGAUUCCCCCCAACCUGGAAUGGUUUAGGCGGUUGAUUGCAGGACGGCAAAAUUCGCCAGCGGUGGACAGCCUUAUAGAAGCGUUCGCAGAAGACCGACGACUCGCUGGUGCUCUCUCCAUCGUACUGGUAAAUGGACUGAAUGAUCGGAGUAUUAACACAGCCAGCAGCUUCCUUCGACCAGUCUUGACAUUCUGCGAGUAUUGUGGCUCAGAGAAUCAAGUAUUCGAUCUUGUUCAACCCGCCCUGGAAAGCAUCGCAACAGUAGGUGUCGAAUAUGGCCGGGAGUAUUUCGAGUUCGUCGACGCCUUGUUGAAGGUGGAAAAUGUCCACCUCAACCUCGCAGCGGGUUUCCUAGAGGACGCGGUCCUGCAGACAGUGCAUCAAUGGGCGCCAAUGUUCUUGCUGGCACCUAAUGAAGGUCAAUUCAACAUCCGUCUCGGAACGGUGGACUUGCUGAAGAGGAUCCUGUUCACCCCUUUACAGGAGCCUGCUCUCCUAGAUCCCCGAGUCUACCAGACACUUGUCGCGACAGUGCACGAUUUGGCGACUAGCUGUUCCAAUUUUGUGCAAACCACCUUCUUAAAUCCACGCAGCCGAGAGAGUAGCACGCUCCAGCCCGGCCAAGCCAGCCAAUUGAUCGAUGUGGUGGAACAUUGCCUGACAUACUUUGAACUCGAAAAUCCAAUCCACGAGGAAAAGAUGGGUGAAAUCCAGAACACUAUGAUGGCAUUAAGGGCCAAGGCUGAAACAGCCGUUGAGACUCUGAGCUCGGCUGACUGGCAGGACGGUAGCAGUGAACUGGCCGAAUUGAGUGCCGAGGACUACGAGGAUCCACUUAGCCCGUGA
Messenger RNA from Fonsecaea multimorphosa CBS 102226, 7632 nucleotides. RefSeq lists its product as uncharacterized. Gene Ontology annotation, cellular component: cytosol; nucleus. Gene Ontology annotation, biological process: protein deubiquitination. The record is from RefSeq and is a predicted model, not a curated record. The transcript has a single exon. The coding region runs from base 1 to 7632 and encodes 2543 amino acids. Gene Ontology annotation, molecular function: cysteine-type deubiquitinase activity; cysteine-type endopeptidase activity. NCBI's taxonomy places the organism in Eukaryota, Fungi, Ascomycota, Eurotiomycetes, Chaetothyriales, Herpotrichiellaceae.